This is a messenger RNA of Talaromyces marneffei, 633 nucleotides long. RefSeq lists its product as uncharacterized. The record is from RefSeq and is a predicted model, not a curated record. The coding region runs from base 1 to 633 and encodes 210 amino acids. Lineage: Eukaryota; Fungi; Ascomycota; Eurotiomycetes; Eurotiales; Trichocomaceae. The transcript has a single exon.
AUGCCCACCCCGCGACCAGCCCUUCUCUCCUCCAUCCGCUCCCUCAUCUCAGCAUUCACCUCCAAUGCCUCCACGCCCGCCAUCCUAGCACACUUCACUUCCUCUCCCGCACCCCUCGUACACGAACAUGGCUCCCCCCUCUUUCAGCCCUUUCUACCAUUCCUCGGCCGCGACUUCAUCGGUCUCCAAGCCGUAGGCGAAUACUUCGAUUUACUCGCGCAAUACCUCACCAUCAGCGACGCAUGCUUCGACGAUGAGGACGACUGGGUCGUUGACCCACAAAUCCUGACUGUGUGUCUUCGUGGCCACGCGCGAUUUACUUCCAAGGAGACGAAGGAGAGUUGGCUGGAAACCUUUGUGUGGCGCGUUGUCCUGUCCGAGGAUUUAACGGGGGAAAGUGAACCUGAUGCCGGGCAAGGGCUCAAGGUGCAAGAGUAUAGGGUUUGGGCUGAUACGGGAGCUGCGUUUUUGGCUUCUAGAGGAGAAUUAAAAGAUCUCGAAUCUGCGAAUCGGGGUAACGUGAGGAGGUCUGUUGCUGGAGCUCAUAAGGUGGAUGAAGUUUUGGGAGGGGAGGAUUAUCCAAUCAAGGACAAAUUGGGGGCUGGACUGUCUUUCGGUGGGAGUUCGGGGUGA